UUUGAAUAAAUAUCUUUAAUAAGUGAUCUUCUCGAACAUCCGAAAUCUUUGCAGUGCCACGAUUACAUCCGGGUUACUGUAGUGACCUUGGGUGAGUGUUCAUCAUGGCGGCUUUGGUCAGAUUGAGUUCUGUGUGCCGCAGAGGAGUUAAACCUCUGUUCUAUCAAAGCACAUUGCUGGUCAGGCCGCUGGCAGUACCACACAAACACCAGGAGCAGCCGUACCUGCUGACAGCGAGGAUUCAUUCAUCACAGGCUCUAUAUGUGAGCUCCAGUGCAAAAGCUGCUUCCCUGCACUGGACGGCAGAGCGAGUGCUGAGCAUCCUGCUGCUGGCCAUGGGCCCUGUAGCAUAUUUCAGUCCUGGUCCUGUCAUUGACUACUCUCUGGCUGCUGCCCUGACCCUUCACGGACACUGGGGUCUUGGGCAGGUGGUGACAGACUACGUUCACGGGGACACAAAGAUCAAGCUUGCCAAUGUGGGGCUCUUCCUCCUGUCUACAAUCACCUUUACUGGUCUUUGCUACUUCAACUACAACGACGUGGGCAUAUGCAAAGCUGUCGCCCUGCUGUGGAGCAAGUGAACAUGACUAUGGACUGGGAGGCUCAGGAAGACCUAAAACACUGCUCCUGGCUGAUUGUUUAAAACCAAUUAAAGUGUUCUUUGUAAAUAUAUCAUUGAUCAAUAUGUGUUUGUGUUCAUCGAUUCAGGCUUUGUUUCAGUGAUUGGACUGUUAGCAUCCAUUUUCUCUUCUGAGUGGCUUCUGUUUCUGUUCACUGUGGGCUAAAUUUAAGCUAUAAGGACGUGUUUUUAACAACAGCCAUGACUUUGAUCAAGUCUUACAGAAUACUGCUGUGUGAGCUCUCGUUUAUUCUUUAAUGUUUGCGUCCUUUGUGUGGCUGAUUACAUGUUUUGUUUCAAUGUGGUCAUCCUUUUUUGCUCUAUCAGAAGCAGCAGGGCAGCACUACAGGCCCGAGCGCACACACAGACCCGUCUGAAAAUCAUUUCCAUACUUCACUUAUUGGAGCUGCUGUAGGGGCAGACUGCCUUUGCUUGUAUGAUGGUUUUUUAAAUCCAACAGGAAGUCUGCUCUGCAGCUUUAUUGAAGAAUUAAUAAAGGUGAGGCUGGCUAGAUCUGAAAUUCAACCCAAACAGUGAUGCUAAACCUACGUGUGCGUAUCCAGCUGUCCAAAUGACAUGCAGCAGUUAUUGUGUCCCCAGUAAGGUGUGAAAUUAUCAGCAACAAAAUCCUAUCCUGUUACUGUCUUGAAGGCAUUUUAACCUUCAGGACAAGUAACAGUGACAUUAUUGCCUCUGAAAUCACCAUGUCCUUUGUAUGUGAGUGUCUGUGCUCUGUAAGGAAGAAAUCUGCACAUUUAAAAUAAAAGGCAUUUUCAAAAAUA
This is a messenger RNA of Archocentrus centrarchus (flier cichlid), 1401 nucleotides long. It is a transcript of the gene sdhdb, whose product is annotated as succinate dehydrogenase complex, subunit D, integral membrane protein b. Bases 105 to 581 code for a protein of 158 amino acids. Gene Ontology annotation, cellular component: respiratory chain complex II (succinate dehydrogenase); membrane; mitochondrial envelope. Lineage: Eukaryota; Metazoa; Chordata; Actinopteri; Cichliformes; Cichlidae. Gene Ontology annotation, biological process: mitochondrial electron transport, succinate to ubiquinone; tricarboxylic acid cycle. Gene Ontology annotation, molecular function: heme binding; ubiquinone binding. The transcript is spliced from 4 exons. The record is from RefSeq and is a predicted model, not a curated record.